Messenger RNA from Camelus dromedarius (Arabian camel), 4187 nucleotides. RefSeq names its product SPT7 like, STAGA complex subunit gamma (gene SUPT7L). The record is from RefSeq and is a predicted model, not a curated record. NCBI's taxonomy places the organism in Eukaryota, Metazoa, Chordata, Mammalia, Artiodactyla, Camelidae. The transcript is spliced from 6 exons. Gene Ontology annotation, cellular component: SAGA complex. Gene Ontology annotation, molecular function: transcription coactivator activity; protein heterodimerization activity. The coding region runs from base 567 to 1805 and encodes 412 amino acids.
GCAGUCUUGAACUAUUAAUCAACGCACUAGCCUUCCGGCCCUGGCGCGACCCUCCCCUCGGGCCUUUCGGAGUCGUCCCAGCCCAGCUCCUGCGCGACGCGGCAGUCCUUAGCGGAGCGUCCUUGCCUCGGUCCCGGUCCAGACCACCCGGUGUCCGGGCUGCCCCGGCAUUAGGCGACCCCAGGACCCUGUGAUUGGCGCCUGCGCCUGCCGACGGUGACCGAAGAGCCCCUGCAGGGACUUGGGCAUUGCUUAGUCUUGGGCAAGGAUCUUGCAUUAAUUAGUCUAUCUCCUCACAUGGUACCUGGCGUUUGGUGAAUGUUUAUUGAAUCUGAAGAGGCAUGUGGGCAAUUAAUCUGGAAAGGGAGAACAUCUUUGGUCCUACAGUGUUGCUGACGUUGAUAUUUUUCUAAGUGGUCUUGAACUGCCUACUUUUUAUGCAAAUAACUGGCUAGACAUAUGUUUCACUAUAGAAGCCUAUAACCUGCAGUUGUUAGAGAUUUAAAAACACUACUUUUAGGAUAUCAUCUACAUUUAACUUGAAAGCUCUCCUUUCUUAUUCCAAAAUGCUGAGAUAUUGGGGAGAGAUACCAAUUUCAUCAAGCCAGACCAACAGAAGUUCCUUUGACUUGCUCCCUCGGGAGUUCCGACUGGUGGAAGUCCAUGACCCACCCUUGCACCAACCCUCAGCCAACAAGCCCAAGCGCCCCACUAUGCUGGACAUUCCCUCAGAGCCUUGCAGCCUCACCAUCCAUACCAUUCAGCUGAUCCAGCACAACCGACGUCUGCGCAACCUCAUUGCCACAGCUCAGGCCCAGAAUCAGCAACAGACAGAAGGUGUAAAGACUGAAGAGAGUGAACCUCUUCCAUCCUGUCCUGGGUCACCUCCUCUUCCUGAUGACCUCCUUCCUUUAGAUUGUAAGAAUCCCAACGCACCAUUCCAGAUUCGGCACAGUGACCCAGAGAGUGACUUUUAUCGUGGGAAAGGGGAACCUGUGACUGAACUCAGCUGGCACUCCUGCCGGCAGCUCCUCUACCAGGCAGUGGCCACAAUCCUGGCUCACGCAGGCUUUGAGUGUGCUAAUGAAAGUGUCCUGGAGACCCUAACUGACGUGGCACAUGAGUACUGCCUUAAGUUCACCAAGUUGCUGCGCUUUGCUGUGGAUCAGGAGGCCCGGCUGGGGCAGACUCCUUUCCCCGACGUCAUGGAGCAGGUGUUCCAUGAAGUGGGCAUUGGCAGUGUGCUCUCCCUCCAGAAGUUCUGGCAGCACCGCAUCAAGGACUAUCACAGUUACAUGCUACAGAUUAGUAAACAGCUCUCUGAAGAGUAUGAAAGGAUUGUCAAUCCUGAGAAGGCCACAGAGGACACUAAACCUGUAAAGAUCAAGGAGGAACCUGUAAGCGACAUCACCUUCCCUGUCAGUGAGGAACUGGAGGUUGACCUGGCUUCUGGAGACCAGUCAUUGCCCAUGGGAGUCCUCGGGGCUCAGAGCGAGCGCUUCCCAUCCAACCUGGAGGUCGAGGCUUCACCACAGGCUUCAAGUACGGAGGUGAAUGCUUCCCCCCUUUGGAACUUGGCCCAUGUAAAAAUGGAGCCUCAAGAGAGUGAAGAAGGCAACGUGUCCGGGCAUGGCGUGCUGGGCAGUGAUGUGUUCGAGGAGCCCAUGUCAGGCAUGAGUGAAGCUGGGAUCCCCCAGAGCCCUGAUGACUCAGACAGCAGCUAUGGCUCCCACUCCACUGACAGCCUCAUGGGGUCCUCCCCUGUUUUCAACCAGCGCUGCAAGAAGAGGAUGAGGAAAAUAUAAAAGGCAAAGGGGGAGAUUUUCUGUCCAGACCUACAAGACCUAGCAGAAAAUGUAUUCAACUGUUUCCAUGAACAGUGAUUUGACUCUUACUCUUAAACACAGUGUUUUUUUCUGAUUUCAGUGGCACUGGAUUUAAGCAAACAGGUUUGUAUUUUCCUUUUGCAUCCAGUUUUUAUAGUUUUCCACAACAACCAAGCCACCUUUCACAGACAUCACAACACUGGGGUGGUAAUCCAGAGACCAAAGCACUGUCCCUAACUCUUGUCUUUACUGUGUGACUAGACAAGUGACUUAGCUUCUCCAGAGCCAUUUCUCUCACACAACUGAGAAGAAUCAUACUGCUUUGAUUUCCCUUGCAGGGAUGUUAUGAAGACUGAGAUGUUAUUAAAUCUCAAAGCUGUGCUUGAACAGGCUCACAAAUCAAUAUAUGAUGAUACCAGAUGUCAGUUUUUCCUUUUAACUUGCUUCAUUUUUGGUUCAAGUCAUUGGGAGUCCAGUGCUAAUACCUGAUAGGAAAUAGCUGAACACUGCACAACUUAAAUAUCAGUAGUCUUUUUUCAAACUGUUCUUGCUGCCCAUGAAGUCUCAUAAAAUCAGAGUGGUCUGUGGUAAACAGCCUUUUUGCUUAUUCAGAUAGUACUGCCCUGUCUCUGCCUCAUAUUUCCUUCUUCCUUCUCUAGACUUAUCCCUUGUAUCCCCAUCCUUUUGUCUUUACAUUCUUAUUUCCACUCAUACUUUUUUUUAUAUUUUCACCAUGCACAUUUUUCAGUUGCUUUCAUUUUCUCCCUUGUGAAUGAGGCUAAUAGGACCUGUCCAAGGAUGGGCUUGUGCCUAUUUCAUUUGUUGCAUUUGCUUGGCCAUCAGAGGACCUUUGCUACAAUUCUGUAUCUGCACAUUGUGCUCCUACCAGAUGAGCAGCCGCUAAACGGAUAAAAAUAGGCACCUUUCUAUUUUACAUCUUGUGCUGAACAACUUUACUGUUGUUACUCACCUAUCACAGUAUCUGCCCUGCUUGGCAUCUGAUAGACUCAAUCAGUAUUUAUUAAAUAAAUGAUACAGCUACUGGAAUAAUUAGGAGUAAUUAGCAAAUGUGGGCAUGAUAAAUACUGCUGAAGUUUGGUUUGGGGGUGCAGAAUACAAGUCUUGUGAAACUUAGAACACUCCCUUAGCAGACCACACAUCAAGGCCCACAUUGUUGAGUGCCUUAGAUGUUCCAGGCAUUGAAAAUAAAGAUAAAUGCAGUAGCAACAAAAUGAGGUUCUAAACUGUUACCAGAUCAUUUAUAAACUUGCUAAUUGUACAUCCUUAGCACACUUACCUAAACCCUUCCUAUUCCAGGCUUAGCUUCAUUUUCCCUUAUUUAUUUAUGAGAGUAGACAUCAGGCAAUCAGUUUCCACCAUGAGCCACCUAGUAUUUAAUCCAUUCAGUUAGCAAACAUUUAUUGAGGACCUAUUAUGUACUAGGUCCUGUACAAGGAAUACAAAGAGGAGUAAGACUUUGUAACUGCCCUUAUGGAGCUUAUAGAACAGGCUGGACAAGUUACUCUUUAAGGAAAAAGUAUUCAAAGGCACUAAGGGGAAAAACCAGCUAUGUUCAGAGUUUUGCUAUGCAAAUGGUUUCCUCUUAAAGAACAGGUUCAAGUUUUUAGACCAGUGGUUCCCAAUACUCAAAGAAUAUUGAAAUUAAUACUUCAUGGUAAAAUACUUGUUUAUUUUUAGAAUGUUUAAAUUAGAGAAUAGGCACCAAAUGGUCAAGGUUGGGGUACUCUGAUAAAGCAGGUCAUGUGAGCUUUCAUACCUGAGAUUGACCUGGCCUGGAAUUACGUCACAGGCUGUUUGAGUUGGAGAGUGGUCUCAAGCUUAGCAUGCAUCAGAAUCCCCUGGAGGCCUUAUUAUACUAGACUAUUGGACUCCACCCCCACAGUUGUGACUCGGGUCUAGAGUAUCCCAUUUCUAGUAAUUUCCCAGGUGAUGCUGAUGCUUCUGGUCCAGAGACCACAUUUUGAGGAACACUAAAUUGGAAUAAAGAUUAGGCAGGGAUAAAAUUCCUUAAGAGAAAUGUAUUAUGUUUUAAGAUACUGAGAACGUGGAGGCAGAGCAAACACCAUGGCUGUUAGGUAUGGAAUGUGCACCUGACCAAAUCAUGGCCUUUGAAUAAAUCACUAAGGAUACUCUGCAUUAAGUUCAAAGAACAAUACAAACAGGGCCUGGCUUUGUACCUGGUUACUAGGUGUGUGUACACAAAACUUCAGUAAACAUCUUUAUAGAGGCUUUAAACCUCUCUUUUGAAAAGAAGUGAUUAUUUGUGAUAAUUUUCUUAUUUGAAAUUAUGACAGACAGGCUUACAACAAAGUUAAAAUUAAAAACUCUUUAUCCAAGUCA